AAGAGUUCCAAUUUGUAAAAUUUUUAUCGACUCGAUUUAUUGAUUAAAUUUAGACAUUGUUUAAAUAAAUUAAUGAAGGGAUUGCAACAUAAUGAACGAAGAGAAGACUGGUUUAGUAACCAUCCUUGACUCCAUAGGAAAACCCAGAACAGCCAAGCUUGUCUUAACAACGGACACACUGAGUGUUCUGAGGGAGGAAAUCGUGUCAACUGACAGCAAUGGGAACGAUGAGAUGCUUAACCAGGUUCGUGAGGUGUGUCUGGUGAGAGAUGACUCCGGGGGGCUAGGACUCGGUCUUAAGGGGGGUGCAGAUUGUGGCCUUCCUGUAUUCAUAUCAAAAAUGCCCCCCAAUCUUCCAGCAUCAAAUUCUGGCAAACUACUGAUUGGAGAUGCUAUUCUAAAGAUAAAUGACAUAGAAUGUGAUAAAAUGGAACAUGAUGCAGUCAUUGAGACACUGAAAUUAGCAGGACAGACUGUUAUCUUGACAGUCAGAUACUUUAAACCAGCUGCACUUUUCCUGAAAAGGGAGUCACAGAGCAGUGCAAGUUCUCCAGGAAGUUCCCAGUCUCCGUCCAUCCCUGACCUCGAGCGACAGUGGGUGGUCUAUGUUACUAUCCCCUUACUGUUUGCCUACCUGUCCAGAUUCAUCCCCGGAACAGACAAACUCAGAACAAAUGCCUUUGAGGUGGUUGGUGUGAACUCUGCUUCAACAGGAGUUGUACAAUGUGAAGACAGUAGAUCAUUGGCUGAUUGGAUAAGAGCAAUAACCAAUAAUAUUUCAGCAUUGCUCACUCAUAUGAUAAAAAUGAGCAACAGACUGUUGAUCCCAGAAGAUCAAGUUGUUCACAUGACAUGGACCCAAGAAAGAGUCUCUCCCAUGCGGCACUUUCAAGCCUGGAAACCAAAAUUUCUAUGUCUAAAAGGAGCUGAAAUUUGCUUGUUUGAUGUUCCACCAAUGCAGACAAGAGACUGGGUUCGCUGUGACACUGUGUUCAAAGUUUAUGAGUGCAUGUUUAAGGUUCUCAAGGAUGUUGAACUUCUGGAUGAUCGCCAGCAUUGUUGCACCAUACACUGUGGGACAGGUGAAAAGUUCUACCUGAGUACCGAGAGCCGCUCUGAUCUCCUCCAACUGGAGAAAGCCUGGUACAAAACCAACCACACCAGUAUAACAAGCAUGAAGAGUAAAACCUUUGGUUGUACCUGGAGGGGACAGCUGUCUGGAUUAACCCUGGAUCUCGAGUCUGGAUUUUCUCUGUAUGACAACACUUUAAAGAGCUACAUGUGGACUUAUAAAUUCUCCCAACUCAAAGGUUCCUCAGAUGAUAACAGAUCCAAACUGAGGCUGCACUUCCACAGCACGGAGAAUUCCAACAAUACAGAAACCAGGGAGAUCCAGUGCUCCAGUCUCCACACCCUGCUUUACUGCAUCCACGCCUUUCUGUCUGCUAAGCUGGCUUCAGUAGAUCCCUUGUUUCUAGGGAGCCAUUAAAUCUACAGCAACAUCGACAAAGAACCAUACAUUGUUUAUGCAGCUAUUUUGCUCUAUUCAUUUGCAGUGUACAAAUAAUGACGGAACUUUAUUGUUAUUUGGAGGUUUAUCUACAUUGUAUUAACAUUGGCCUCCUUUUCAGUUUAGGAUUUUGUUUUGGUGCUUUUUUUUCUUUUCUGUAUGUGACUGUACAUGUAUAUUGUUUAUAGAUAAAAGUCCCUUUUCAAGAAAUCUUGCAUACCACAAUAAUGGCUUGUUAUUUAUUCAAUAUUUAGUUGUCUAGUCAGAAUUGGCAUUUUUCACAUUUAUUAAUAUAUGCAGUGUUUAUAUAUCAUAUUUAUAAACAAGUAUAAUAUUUAGCAGAAAUUUACUGUUUGAAAGGUAGCACAGCAUUGAUUUAGGGCUUUUACAUUGAAUACAUGUACAUGUAUUUAAAUAGCUAUGUACAACUCAUUUAGUCAUGUUGUUGAUUUUACUAGAGAUUCUUUCCAACAAAGGCACUAAAAAGAAUAUAAAACUAGAUGUAAUAUAUUUACACAUUUUCUGAACUACAAUUGUAACUUGAAUAUACAUGUAUUUGUGGGGAAAAUGUAUUAAUAUUUUAUAUGAAUAUACAUGUAUUUUACUUUUAAUUUGUAUGCUUAUUAUUUAUUUUUAUCUAAGAUUUUUGUCUUAAUCACAUUCUAAUAUAUUUUACUCAACUGCCAGUUGCUUCCAUUUGUUUUCCUUUUUUUAGCCUUUGUGUUCAUUUUUAAUGAGAUUAACUUCAAAAUACUAGUUUUUGAUUUGUAUGUUUUACUAGUAUUUUUGUCCUCUUUUAUAAUGUUUUAAACCUAGUGUCAAUGAUAGAGAAAUCAGUCAUUUAAGUUGAUUUCAAAAGUGACAAUGCACACACUACUUAUACACAAAGCUUACAAGCAUGCAUGUGCUUCUGCAAUACCUAAAAUGUAGUCCUUUCUAUAAGUAACAAUUAUAGAUACCUAUUUAUAUUUCUAUAGUAGGAGAGGGGUGUUCAUUUUAUGACACUGCAAUAUAAAUUGUGUCGUUCAUAUUGUAUAGUCAAUCAAGAUUAUGCAAUUUAUUUUAGACUUACAUGUAUGUUUUUUUAAUUGUGUUUUCCAUAAGGCUAGUUCCACAAAACUUUUUUCUGUAUUUAAUACCCCUGUAUUGAGUUUGCCAUAAUUAUAGUUUAAUUCUUCAAAGGUUUAUGAUUUAUAUAUGUGUCAUAUAUAGAUGCUACUUUCUUCAAAGGUUGUUGCAUUUUGUGUCUUUAUCCCAUUGGUGCUACAUGUCUUAUGUUAUUGAGUGGUUGCUAAUAGUGAUAAUAUUGGAGUAUUUUAUUUUUGUGGAUUUCAAUCAUAUUUUCCAAAUUUAAUUUUAAUCUUUAGUGGAAUUUUCCUCUGAAUUCUCAGUUCCAUAUUUACUAUUGAUUUGUAUUUUGAGAUACAACAUAAAACGUUAUUGAUGUCAUAACUGGUAGGUUAGUAAAAAUGUAGCUGGUUAUAUAAUGGCUCUGAAUACUGGUUUAGCUUCAAAAACAAUAAAAUUGCACAAAUAUCAAAGGUAUGAAAUUUAAUUUACUGUUCUACAAAGUAUUUUCUGUAGUUUAUUUAGCUAUAUAGGAAAUUGAAGAGGUUGCUUCAGCAGCUAUAGUGUUAGUAGAGUGGUAUAUAGAGAACAAGCUUUGUUAAGUUUUUCAUUGUCUUCCCACCGUUUUGCUAUUGUUACUGUUAUAGUAGAUAUAGUUAUAUUGUUACCAAUGAUGACAAAUCUUUGAUCCGCCCUGGAAAUGUUGGAUCUGCUAGUUCAAAAUUUCAUGCUUUAAUUAUCACAUGCACAAUCACUGAAUUGGUAUAUAGAAUUGUAUAAUUGUUGUUUUUACUGGUGUAAAUGUGUGUAAUUUUUGCAGGAAUGUGUCGGUUUUGUUCAAUAAAAAAAUUAUGAUGUGAUGUUCAGCAAUCACAAUUUUA
This is a messenger RNA of Saccostrea cuccullata (small rock oyster), 3459 nucleotides long. RefSeq names its product gamma-1-syntrophin-like. Bases 92 to 1489 code for a protein of 465 amino acids. NCBI's taxonomy places the organism in Eukaryota, Metazoa, Mollusca, Bivalvia, Ostreida, Ostreidae. The record is from RefSeq and is a predicted model, not a curated record. Gene Ontology annotation, molecular function: structural molecule activity; protein binding. The transcript has 14 exons. Gene Ontology annotation, cellular component: intracellular anatomical structure; dystrophin-associated glycoprotein complex.